UCCCCUACGCUACAAUGUAGCCGGUCACCUCAUGACUCCGGAGGAAAGUGUCAGCAGAAGCCACAACUCCGGGAUGACUCACCAUGGAGUCCUCAGCGCCUUCCACCGCCCUGCGCACAGCCCCGGGCUCCCCGCAGCGACACCGCACAGAGGGAAGUUCUCGGAGAUCCCAGGCAGAACCGUAAAGGAAGAUUCCGCCCAGGCCGAGGCUCCCCCGGCCACGCUGGCUCCACGUCCAUGAGCCCAUCGGCAGCCUUGUCCACAGGGAAGCCCAUGGACGGCCACCCCAGCUACACGGACACCCCUGUGAGUGCUCCACGGACUCUGAGUGCGGUGGGCGCCCCCCUCAAUGCACUGGGUUCUCCGUACCGCGUCAUCACGUCUGCCGUGGGGCCGCCCUCAGGAGCGCUGGCAGCCCCUCCAGGUAUCAACCUGGUUGCCCCGCCCAGCUCUCAGCUCAAUGUGGUCAACGGGGUCAGCAUUUCCGAGGACGUCAAGCCCCUGGCCGGGCUCCCCGGGCUCGGGAACAUGAACUACCCGUCCGCCAGCCCCGGGCCGCUGGUCAAACACAUCUGCGCCAUCUGCGGGGACAGGUCCUCAGGCAAGCACUACGGCGUGUACAGCUGUGAGGGCUGCAAAGGCUUCUUCAAGCGGACGAUCCGCAAGGACCUGCUGUACACCUGCCGGGACAACAAGGACUGCCUCAUCGACAAGCGCCAGCGCAACCGCUGCCAGUACUGCCGCUACCAGAAGUGCCUGGUCAUGGGCAUGAAGCGGGAAGCCGUGCAGGAGGAGAGGCAGAGGAGCCGGGAGCGGGCGGAGAGCGAGGCCGAGUGCGCGGGCGGCGCCCAGGAAGGCAUGCCGGUGGAGCGGAUCCUGGAGGCGGAACUCGCCGUGGAGCCGAAGACAGAGUCCUACGGGGACAUGAGCAUGGAGAGCUCGGUACGUGCCCUGGGCGCCGCCACUCCCCGGCCUGGGGGCGGAGGGCGUGCUGGGCCCCGACUCCAGCCUGAGCGUGUCCCGUUUCAGACCAACGACCCCGUCACCAACAUCUGCCACGCGGCCGACAAGCAGCUGUUCACCCUGGUCGAGUGGGCCAAGCGCAUCCCGCACUUCUCGGGCCUCACGCUGGAGGACCAGGUCAUCCUGCUCCGGGCAGGGUGGAACGAGCUUCUGAUCGCCUCCUUCUCCCACCGCUCGGUCUCCGUGCAGGACGGCAUUCUCCUGGCCACCGGGCUGCACGUGCACCGGAGCAGCGCCCACAGUGCCGGCGUGGGCUCCAUCUUUGACAGAGUCCUGACCGAGCUGGUCUCCAAAAUGAAAGACAUGCAGAUGGACAAGUCGGAGCUGGGGUGCCUGCGCGCCAUCGUGCUGUUUAACCCAGAUGCCAAGGGUCUGUCCAACCCCUCUGAGGUCGAGACCCUUCGGGAGAAGGUCUACGCCACCCUCGAGGCCUACACCAAGCAGAAGUACCCGGACCAGCCAGGCAGGUUCGCCAAGCUGCUGCUGCGCCUGCCCGCCCUGCGCUCCAUCGGCCUCAAGUGCCUGGAGCACCUCUUCUUCUUCAAGCUCAUCGGGGACACGCCCAUCGACACCUUCCUGAUGGAGAUGCUGGAGGCCCCGCUGCAGGUCACCUGAGCCUCCCCGGCCGCAGCCUCCCGCCGCGGAGCUCUGGGCAGGUGUGUGGGGACCCGGUCCUGCCCACGCGCCUGCACUUCCCACCCCACCCCUUCCUGCUCCUGGAAUGUGACGUUUAUAAUAAA
Messenger RNA from Eptesicus fuscus (big brown bat), 1763 nucleotides. RefSeq names its product retinoid X receptor gamma (gene RXRG). NCBI's taxonomy places the organism in Eukaryota, Metazoa, Chordata, Mammalia, Chiroptera, Vespertilionidae. Gene Ontology annotation, molecular function: nuclear steroid receptor activity; nuclear receptor activity; retinoic acid-responsive element binding. Gene Ontology annotation, biological process: anatomical structure development; positive regulation of transcription by RNA polymerase II; response to retinoic acid. The record is from RefSeq and is a predicted model, not a curated record. Gene Ontology annotation, cellular component: RNA polymerase II transcription regulator complex; nucleus.